This is a messenger RNA of Psammomys obesus (fat sand rat), 700 nucleotides long. It is a transcript of the gene Cuta, whose product is annotated as cutA divalent cation tolerance homolog. The coding region runs from base 87 to 620 and encodes 177 amino acids. The transcript is spliced from 6 exons. Gene Ontology annotation, molecular function: copper ion binding. The record is from RefSeq and is a predicted model, not a curated record. NCBI's taxonomy places the organism in Eukaryota, Metazoa, Chordata, Mammalia, Rodentia, Muridae. Gene Ontology annotation, biological process: response to metal ion.
GGAGGCCGCUCUUGGGGCGCUCGGGGUCCUUCCUCCCUGGAAGGCGCGGCCUUCGACCUCGUCCCUUGUCCACCAGCGUGGGCUGCAUGAGCUGGGGGCGGGUGCCCGGCGUCCUGCUCGGCGGAGGGGCCGCGCUGCUCCUGUCCGUUCUUUGGAUGCCUGCGCUGCUGCCGGUGGCCUCCCGCCUUCUGCUGCUGCCCCGAGCCCUGCUGUCCAUGGCCUCUGGAAGCCCUCCUUCCCAGCCCUCUCCGGCUUCGGGCUCCGCCUACGUCCCAGGAUCAGUUUCUGCAGCCUUCGUCACUUGUCCCAACGAAAAAGUCGCCAAGGAGAUCGCCAGGGCAGUGGUAGAGAAGCGCCUGGCGGCCUGCGUCAACCUCAUCCCGCAGAUCACAUCCAUCUAUGAAUGGAAAGGAAAGAUCGAGGAAGACAGUGAGGUGUUGAUGAUGAUUAAAACGCAAAGCUCCCUGGUACCCGCUCUGACAGAUUUUGUUCGGUCUGUGCACCCAUACGAGGUUGCUGAGGUGAUUGCGUUGCCCGUGGAGCAGGGAAAUCCCCCGUACCUGCACUGGGUACAUCAAGUCACAGAAACAGUCUCAGAUUCUGGCAAAGCUCUGCCAUGAUGAGCCCUGUUCUCUGCUUGAUGCCCUCUGCUUCCCAGGUGGUUAUGGCUGAGCCCCCAAUAAAGCCUCUCCUGUUGCUG